UUUAUUGAUGUGUACUGACUAUAAGCUUAGUAAUAAAAAAAUCAGUUUAAAACAUUCAAUGGAUUCUUUAUUCAAAAAUACAGUUAAUCUUCGGAAUAAACGGAACAAUUCGGAUGUGUGGCGUCCGAGUUCACUUAUAAGCAUACCAAAACUGAAUGGAAGCAGCAGUUCCUCUAUAUUCGUAUCAAGUGUCAAUAAAAACAAGUUAAAAAAAUCAGAUCGAAGAUGGAAUACAAUAGUGACUAUCGUUCUCGUAGAGGCGAAAUGUUUUCCUUCGGUGCCUGAUGAUGGAGUAUCUCAUAGCGUUUAUUGUAAAUUUCAGUUGGGCAAUGAAACCUUUAAAUCUAAAAGUGUUCCAAGUAAUCAAAGGCCGGAAUGGAAGGAAAGAUUUCAAUUACAUCUCUAUAAUGACUGCAUAUUGGAUGUAUCCCUUUGGGAUAAGGGAAAAAUGAAAAACUUUAUGGGCAGUUGCAUUUUAGACUUAUCUUCCUUCGAAAAGGAACGCACACAUGAGAUUUGGCAGCAGCUGGACGAUGGCUACGGUGAAAUACAUAUUUCGAUAACGAUGUGUGCGAUUCGAUUCGCUGACAUAUCUCCAAGCCCUUCGAUUGAUUGUGAGGAGAAACAUGGUGUAUUAAAACUGCCAAGCGAUUGGAACGUAGUAGGCAUGUUACACGUAAAUCUUAUAGGCGCUAAAGGCUUAACUAGCAGACCGAAUGCAUAUUGCACGUUGGAGAUCGACAACGAGAGGGUGGAAACGCAUAGAGCCGGGGCAAGCACUGAACCCAAGUGGAAAAAAUGUUAUGUUUUUAAAGUAUACGAUGUCACAUCGACCUUGGAUCUCAAAAUGUAUGACAGUUCUCUGAGCAACGCGAUACUGAAUGAAUCCAUAGGGAAGGUGUCGAUACCCUUGUUGAGGAUAACCAAUAACGUCACGCGCUGGUACGCGCUGAAAGAUAGAAACAAAAGAAACAGCGCGAAAGGCAACUGUCCGAGGGUACAACUCCAGAUGUAUAUGGCCUGGAAUCCUGUUAAAGCUACCGUCAGGUUGUUUCAAUCCAAGGAGGUUAAAUAUAUAAAAAAUCCGCCUAAAUUUGAUGUUGCUCUUAUCUACAGCAAUAUGAAGUUUAUAUCAGACUUAUUGAGCUUAGCCGCUGAAUUGAACGAGUAUUAUAAGCGCCUUUUCGAAUGGGAGGAUAAGGAGUUUUCCUUCUUUGUACUGCUCGGAUGGUUAAUUUUUUGCUUCUAUCUUCGUCUGUGGUCAGUCCCUCUCUUACUUUUAAUUCCUUUCUUCGGUCACUGGAUAUUAAGAAAACGAGGAUCCGACAAUUCAAAUACACCGGGGAGCUUAAACGAUGACGUAUUAGAGAGUAUAUAUGUACAGGAAGACAAGACAUUCACUGGAAAAUUACAAGAUCUACAAAAAAUGACGUUCACUAUAAAAAAUGGAAUUGAAUUCAUAGUUUCCCACAUAGAGAGACUGUACAAUUUAAUUACUUUCAAGGUGCCAUUUCUGAGUUACGUUUCUAUGAUAUUAUUGAUUGUUGCGUCCGUCGGCUUGUAUUUGAUACCAUUCAAUUAUCUUCUCAUGACUUUGGGUAUAUACAAAUUUACGAGGAAAUAUUUGAAUCCGGACAGAAUAUUAAAUAAUGAUUUAUUAGAUUUCCUUUCGCGUGUACCGGACAAUGAGAUAUUGAAGGAUUGGAAAGAAUUAGGCGUACCAGAACCCAAUCAAGAUGCUCAAGUACAUUCACCGAGAAUCACAAGAUCUAUAUCCACCUCAAUUUGAGGCGAAUUAUCGAUUAAAUUCUUUUUAUUUGCAAUAGUUAUAAUAAAUAUGAUUAAACAUUAAAAUCACAAUCGUAUAUUAUGUAUA
Molecule: messenger RNA, 1876 nt
Organism: Vanessa tameamea
Lineage: Eukaryota; Metazoa; Arthropoda; Insecta; Lepidoptera; Nymphalidae
Product: multiple C2 and transmembrane domain-containing protein-like
Exons: 14
Coding region: 8-1789 (593 amino acids)
Biological process (GO): regulation of neurotransmitter secretion
Cellular component (GO): synaptic vesicle membrane
Molecular function (GO): calcium ion binding
Source: RefSeq, a predicted model, not a curated record